CCCACCAUAUUAGGGUCACAUCCACGCGACGGAUGGUCGGUGCUAUGAUGGCGCUAUGAUGGAUGCUACAGAGGUGGCAUUGCUUUUAACUGUGUACAGCUACAUUUACCUCAAGUGUAUUAAUGUUCAUUUCAACGUCCUCUCCUGAAAGCAUGACCAGAAUGAACCGCUUUAAUUCCACCGUCCCAGAUGACGAGUACCUCGCGGACAGUAACGUGUUGUUCUACCUGAGUGAUGCAGUAACCCAGCUGCUGGAACACAAAGAGGAGUACACCCAGUUUGGGGUGAUCCGCUACUUUGCUGAAUAUUUCAGCAGUGUGAAGAACAGUAACCACAUCCUCUUCAGAGAAUAUAACUACAUCAGGGCCACUCCCCAUAACAGAGCCUCCUUCAUCAGAGUCUUCUGGAGAUGCUACAGACAGAUCGGCAAGAGCGGAGACUCACUGUCCGUGCUGGAGUACAGGUCGCUGCUGCAGUUAUUGUGUCCAGACUUCCCUUUGGCGAUGGUGCAGAGUGCAGCCAGAAUUGUUCUGAUGGACGAUGUCAUAGACUGUCUGAUGUCUUUUUCUGAUUUCCUCUAUGCCCUCCAGCUGCAGUUCUACUACCCAGAGUUCCUGGACAGCGUGCUGGUGAUCUACCAGGAUCUGUUAGCAGGGAAGAGUCCUAACACCGUCAUCGUCCCCACAUCCACCUCCAUCGAGCAGCUCCCUUCUGUGGCUGCAGAGGAGACCGACAAGGAGAAGCAGCCACAGGACGGAGUGGAACCGUCCACUCUGGCUCAGUGUGUUGAUGCCCUCUGUGACCGGUUCAAACGCAAGUAAAGCAUACACACACAUCCAGCCCUCACUCACUGGGACCAGACAGCGUGUAGAUCACACAUUGAUGUUAUAGUGUACAUAGUAUUUACAAGAAAAGACAUGGAUGUUCAGAGAGGUCAGUGUCCUUGCUUCCCAUUGGCUGCUGAGCAUUCAGGUUGAACCAUUUCUGUAACACUUGCAAACAUAUUAUGAAAGGACCUGUACUGCAGUUUGUUGACUGGUAUUUGUUUUCAUCAAAAUAGUUUAAGCAUGAUUCAAAUACAAUAAGACAACUUUUAGUUAGAGUUUAAAAUGAGAUUAGAUACACUUUAUAUUUGUAGAUUUCUAUUAUAUUUAUUUAAAACAAGAACUAUUUG
Molecule: messenger RNA, 1174 nt
Organism: Anarrhichthys ocellatus (wolf-eel)
Lineage: Eukaryota; Metazoa; Chordata; Actinopteri; Perciformes; Anarhichadidae
Product: UPF0705 protein C11orf49 homolog
Exons: 6
Coding region: 123-821 (232 amino acids)
Source: RefSeq, a predicted model, not a curated record